AUGAUGUUAAGAAAUUUGUUUCCAAUAUUCAUUUAUAUCAUUUUUGUUCUUUUAUUUUUAGCACUUUCAUUAUUCCUUUUAUACAUUUGGAGACGCAUUUUGACGAACUCGAGCAAUUCAGACUUGGGAGGAAGUGAAGAAGAUGUUGAACGUUCACUUCUUACGACAUCUCUUCCCAUUUCGAACAAGUACGAUUUAGAUAGGACGAGAAUUCAGACUGAAUCUGAACUAAUCAGUGAAACAAUCAAAUCUCUUAUCGGUGACAACCAUCUGGAAAUUGAUCCUGAAAAUUUGAAAAUUUCUACGGAAAACUAUAUUGGGUCAGGAUUUUUUGGUACAGUUUAUCGUGCAGAGCUCAGAAGAGAGAGAAGGAAUUCUAACUUCAUGAUUGUGGCUGUUAAAGAACCAUCAAACAUACAUAAUAUUAGACAGAAGAAAAUACUUCAUGAGGAGUUGAACGUAAUGUGCAGCAUGGAAAAACAUCCAAACAUUUUGUCUCUGGUCGGAGUAGUAACACAGAGAAAUGUGAUGAUAGUAACGGAGUACGUGGAGGAUGGCGAUCUUUUGAAGUUUUUGAGAAAAUGUAAAUUCGAUAAAGAUUCAGUGAAACUGGAUGAAAAAUCACUUUGUAAAGCUGAUUUGUUUUCUUUCACAUUUCAAAUUGCCAAUGGAAUGCAAUAUUUGGAACGAGUGCCGUGUGUCCAUCGCGAUUUGGCUUUGCGAAAUGUUCUUAUUAAAAACAAUGGAGUUCUAAAAAUAGCAGAUUUUGGAUUGGCCAGACGUCAUGAUAAAAAAGAUUAUUAUAGAACAAAAACAACGGACACCGCUCUUCCAAUAAAGUGGUUGGCCCCCGAGUGUUUCGAAGAAGAAGAAGAAAAAAUAAGAUUUGAUUCGAAAUCGGAUGUUUGGUCUUAUGGUGUCUGCCUUUAUGAAAUAUUCUCCCUGGGAGAAAGUCCGUACAACGAAUUGGAUUCCAACAAUUUUGCAUUUUUGCAAGUUUUGGCUGAUUUCCUUCGAAAGGGAAAUACGCUUUCCGAACCGGAGCAUUGCGCUCCUAAGAUGUACUACUUUAUGAAGUCUUGCUGGAAUCUGAUUCCGGAAGAACGGCCAUCUUUCACCGCCUGCACUAACUUCUCUCGUACCCAGCUUAAUCAGUUGUCUAACGAGUUUUGCAUGGAGACAAUCGGAAAAAUUGAUAAUGAAGCAAACGAACAACGUUGCUUGGGGAGAUGGACCUGA
Messenger RNA from Caenorhabditis elegans, 1239 nucleotides. RefSeq names its product receptor protein-tyrosine kinase (gene W04G5.10). NCBI's taxonomy places the organism in Eukaryota, Metazoa, Nematoda, Chromadorea, Rhabditida, Rhabditidae. Gene Ontology annotation, cellular component: plasma membrane. The record is from RefSeq and is marked reviewed. The coding region runs from base 1 to 1239 and encodes 412 amino acids. Gene Ontology annotation, molecular function: transferase activity; ATP binding; nucleotide binding. Gene Ontology annotation, biological process: nematode male tail tip morphogenesis. The transcript has 8 exons.